Molecule: messenger RNA, 5455 nt
Organism: Salmo salar (Atlantic salmon)
Lineage: Eukaryota; Metazoa; Chordata; Actinopteri; Salmoniformes; Salmonidae
Product: SAM and SH3 domain-containing protein 1
Molecular function (GO): protein binding
Source: RefSeq, a predicted model, not a curated record
UAUUUUACAUAAUUUUUUUUAUCUUAAAUGUUCUACAUUUAAACACACAGAUAAUUAUUUAUAUGUUUGAUUAUUUUUGAAUUAUUGAAGGACAGGGACAUCCAUAAGGUGCCAACAUGUCAAAGUACAGCGGACAGAGAGUUUAAAAUGGACCCUGUGCAAUAUCAAGAAUAUCUGAUAUAGAAAUAAAUGCUAGAAGGAAGGAAGCGGGAAAGUAAGUCAAAUUUCGUGAAAUAUUUAUCCAAGAGGGCAGGAGUGAGAAGUCAGAGACGCAGACAGAAAGACAUUGAUUGUCUUUUAUUGAUUGUGAUAAUGAUGUGAAUCACAUGUGCCCCAUUCGAUAUGGAAGCAAUUAAGUUCAAUAUGUAUACGCCAGGUCACAACCGAAAGAAAUGUCACUACCAACGCGGCUGAUAUUUUGCCACAAAUAAGAUGGGAAAAGUGACCAUUUUUUUUAAAUCAAUCAACAUAAUUAGAUGCGUAAGUAAUUCAAUCAAUAGGUUGCAGAUUCAUUCAUAAAAUCAACAUUGUUUAAUUUUUCUCUGUAAAAUAUUCAAUAUUUCCCUAAAUUACAUUUUAAGGUUUUAAAGUCAGUUUAAAAGUCCUGUUUUUACUAUUUAGUAAAUGUUGUAUGCUAAUAAAAUUAAUCUGUAAUCAAAAAUGUAUCAAAAUUCACUACUGUGCAUGGUCCUCCCUUUUAUUGCAACUUUUCACUGUUUCAGUAGUGACACAUUUAGUAGGAUGGUGAGGAAUUCAGGACAAGAUUUAACAUAUGCAAAGUUGUAGUAUUUAACACAUACUGUAUGUUUCCACCACUUCUGUAAAAUGAGCCUCAUAGGACAGGACAGUCAGUAAGACAGUCAUUCCCUUUCAUACAUUAUCCCCAUAGGUUCUGUCUCAAAUGGCACCCUAUUCCCUAUUUGGUGCACUUCUUUUGACCAAGGCCCCAUAGGGUUCUCUCUGGUCAAUAGGGUGCCAUUUGGCACGCAGCCCCUAGUCAGCGCGAGGAAAUGUUUCAUACUUCCUGUCCUGAUGACCUCCAGCCACCUUUUAUGAAGUGUUCCUCUGCUAGUAUACCAACAGGAAACGUCCUGUCCUUCCCCCUAUUGUGUGUUUGGAGAUGGUCAUAUUGUGAACGCAGGAGAAUUAAGGGAGGAAUCUGGGUAAUGAGUAAUAGCAUAGUACUAUACACUGAGUCAGCGGGUUGUCUGCAACACCAGAUUUAAGUUUGUUUACUUGCCUAGUUCCACCUUAGCUUUAGCAUUGUCAAGUGCAAAACAAUGAUUGAAGUAGUAACUCCUGUUAGCAUGCUCUAAGAAGUAUCCCAAAUCACCUCAAAGUAACGUAACUUUAUACAGUAUGCUGGUUUUGAGUAGCCACCUCUGAGAAUUGGUUCACUUCAUAAACGACCAGAACAUAAGAGCCUUGAUUUCUACUAAUCUUGCUGAGGGAAAGGUUGUACAGUACUGGGCUUGCUGUGACUUUAGGCAAGGCACCCUCUUGUGGCCACCUGUAGAACUGUGUCGAUGGGGAAUGAUGGUUGUUGCUGAUGCUAGAGACUAUCAGCUGAUGUCAGAGGAGAGAGAUUGGGAGAGAGAGGGGUGUGAGAGAGAGUGAGGAGACAGACCGACAAGGUAAGACAGUGAAAGAGCAAGUGUGAGAGAGUUGGAGAGGGAGACAGAACAGCGAUGGAGAGAGAGAGAAAAAUUUGAGAUGGUGAUGUGGAGGCCACGUGAAGAGCUGUAGUGUUGAAGUGAGUGCAGUCAGUAAAACCCAGGCAGUCGGGGUGUGAAAAGCCUCUAUUGUUGUUGAGAGAGCCUCAGUGAUCUGACCUCUGUCCAGCAGACUGACAGCGUGAUGUUUUCCCAUCUGGACUGACCACUGGGAACGGCCCCACUAACACUGCACUGUACUGGCCGGGUCCAGUGGCACGAGGGACAGUGCACAUUUGUGAGGGAUACGGUAGUGCAUAUUUGUUAGGGACAGUGCACGCGUCUGUAAUUCUUGAACAGGGACAGAGGGGUGUUUUGUUCGAAGACGGUACAGUAGGAUAGCAGCAGUACAAUGAAGAAAAUUGCAUUGGAAAACAGGUUGUCCAUGCAUAAAUCAAGUUCUGAGGAUGCAUCAGGGGGAAAAUGGGACGGAAAGAGACAGAAAAAUAAGUCAUUCUGGCAGAAUUUUCGGAAGUCGCAGAAAGGUGUCGUGCGGCAGACCACAAGAGGUGAGGACAUAGGUUUUGUAGCCAGUGACAUCACUAUGAGUGAUGAGGAGCGCAUCCAGCUGAUGAUGAUGGUCAAGGAGAAGAUGAUAAGCGUGGAGGAGGCCUUGGCAAGGCUGAAAGAGUUUGAGACCCAGAGCAGGCAGAACUGCAGCACUGUUCUUACAGAAUGGCAUGAUGCUCCCAGUCCAACCCUGAACGAGUCCUCCAACUGCAAUUCAUGUGAGCAGUCGGAUGGUGAACAGGAGGAGUCCGGGACGUUCAGACGGCUCCAUAAGCUGGUCAGCUCCAGUCGUAGGGUCCGCAAGAAACUCCUCAGAAUCGACGAGUCCAAGAAGCCUGGGUCUGACGAGUCUCUGAGUAUGGUCGGGCCUGUCCUGGGUGAUGCCAUGUCCUCUCUGUCCCUGUACUCUGGGGUUCAGAAGAAGCUGUCUGGCGGGUGUCACCACGAUGACUCCCUGUCCUCCGCCUUGCGCGACCAGCUGACUUAUGACCUUCGAGACUCGGACAGCCUGACCACCUCCCCCUCCUCCUCCUCCUUGGACACCUGCAGCAGCAACACACACACCCACAGCCUGGAUACAGUCUCCAGCACCAGCCAGCGACUGUCCACAGCCUUCAGUAAGACAGGAGGAUCCAGCCCAGCCUGUAGCCCAGGGAGAUACCAGGACACAGGCCCCAGUGGCGACGUGAGGGCCGGGGGUAGUGGUUCCUCCCUGUCAGAGAUAGAGGUUGGUGGUGGAGAGGAUGGACCCAGGAUGGCCCGGUCAGUCACGGAUGGAGAGAUCAGGAGAGUAAUCGGCCCACUCAGCUACCAUGGGAGAACCUGUAGCUUUGGUGGGUUUGAUCUGACCAACCGGACUCUGCACAUGGUCACCGGAGAUCAGGACCUCACUAGCAAAGAUGGGGAUGCCAGUGUGAAAGGCGUAGUCAAGUCUCCACAGACGAACCAUCGAAUCUCUUUGGGCAAGAAAGUGAAGUCAGUGAAAGAAACCAUGAGAAAACGCAUCUCAAAGAGAUACCACUGCGCUCUCUCUGAACAGUUAAGCCCAGACCGUAUGUCCAGCGGGCCCCAGUCCCCCCACAGCCACACAGACACAGACUCACUGGAGAAACCCAAGCUGAAGGCUGGAGGCUCAGUGGAGAGCCUGAGGAGCUCCCUCAGCGGACAGAGCUCCAUGAGUGGUCAGACAGUGGGCACCACAGACUCCUCCAACAGCAACAGAGAGAGUGUGAAGUCUGAGGAUGGAGAGGAGGAUGAACUUCCCUACAGAGGACCCUUCUGUGGUCGAGCUAUGGUGCACACUGACUUCACCCCCAGCCCCUACGACACUGACUCUCUCAAACUGAAGAGAGGUGAUGUGAUUGACAUCAUCAGCAAGCCUCCAAUGGGGACGUGGAUGGGCCUGCUGAACAGUAAGGUGGGAACAUUUAAGUUCAUCUACGUGGACGUUCUGGCUGAGGAGGAAGACAAACCUAAACACACCCGACGGAGGAGGAAGGGACGGCAGCCCAAACCCACCUCUGUAGAGGAACUCCUGGAGCGCAUCAACCUCAAAGAGCACCUACCCACUUUCCUCUUCAAUGGCUAUGAGGACCUGGAUACCUUUAAGCUUCUGGAAGAGGAGGAUCUAGACGAGCUUGACAUCGGAGACCCUCAACACAGGGCUGUGCUGCUCACUGCUGUGGAGCUUCUGCAGGAGUACGACGGUAGCAGCGACCCGGACCGUAGCAGCCAGACAGGGGGUUCUCAGGAGAAGCUGUUACUGGACCGCCGGGGCCUACUGGGGGACUCCCCACGAGACUCUGGCUGCUACGAGAGCAACGAGAAUCUGGAGAACGGAGGGAGGGGCAAAAAGACGUCUUCUUCCAUGAGCAGGUCCUCGUCUGGUUUUCAAUCCAGUCACCUCCCAUCCCCAGAGUCCCCCAGCCUCCCCCUCACCCCGACCCACCUCAGCCUCCCCCUGAUCCACCCCAGCAAGACCACCUUACAGACCAGACCAGAGCACCAGUCCACUACCUUACCAUCUCUAGGAGCCUCCAUGACCAGCUGCUACCUUCUGAGCCCAGGCAGGAGCCAGAGCCAUCACAGUCACACCCACAGAGCCAUGCCACUGAGGAGCUGGAGCUGUGAUAACCUGGGCCCGGCAGGUAAGCCUACUCCCACAGCCCUGGGGCUGCUCCCCCUGGGGGAGCUUCACUCAGACCAGGGCCUCCACACCACUGAGCUCCACACCCUGGAAGACAUGAAGCCAGCUCAUACCACCAUGUCCAAUGCUAAGGGACAGGGAUACCCGACACAAGAGGAGGCCCUACAGCAGUUGUUGACACACUCUGAAGGAUCUUUCCUGCCCUCACAACCACUGCUCCCCUCACCUUGUAGUGUUCUGUCUGAUACGUUAGAGUUGGACAUGGGAGUUCCCAGGUUAACAGACCUCCUUCCAUACACACACCUCAAAAUAUCCACUCCAGCACCAGGACGUAGGCCCAAGCAUCGUUCAGCCAAGCCUUUCCUGUCAAACCCAUGUAUACCAUCAUCACCCCCAGCAAUGACCAGUGACGGUGGUAGUGCCUAUAAACUCUUCUCUUUAGAUGGCACCUCUUUAAAGGAUGAAGUUAUUACAGAGACAACAACCCAACCGUGCAGCUCAGACCUGGCAACCCAAACCUGUAUCUCAGACUGUGACCUUGCAGACUAUCCUCUCCAGUCUGAAGCCCACAGGACGCAGCCUGCUGGGGGAAUGGAAACUAUGCCUGUCAGGUCGGUCAACCUGGGACCCCUCCUGGAGGAAAGACUGGAGUCCGAGGGGAUAGAUCUGACAGCGGAGCCCUUCUCUGACAAGUAUGGUCGCUAUGGAAUCCCCCAGUCUCUGGUCCAGAGGUACGCCACUGACCUGAACCAGCCUCUAACAGAGAUCAUGUAUGCCAUGGACCUGCUCAGACUCACACAGCUCCGCAAGCAGCAGCGCAUGGCAGUGUGUCAAAAGCCACAGACCCUAGCGCUUGGACUAACAGCAGUGACUGACGACUGACACACACAUCAUUUACUGCAGCUUACUGGGUUUCCUAUCAAGGGUUCAUAUCAAGUAAUUUACCUUUGAUUCUAAACUAUUAUGAACAUUUUUAAGCGAUCAUGUUAAUAGUGUACAUGAAAUACUGCGACUGACUACUGAUUAUUAUUUUUUUCUUCAUUUAAAUAUUGUAUAAGGUUGAGUGCCAUUAAAGCAAUACAAAACA